This is a messenger RNA of Magallana angulata, 1073 nucleotides long. RefSeq names its product fumarylacetoacetate hydrolase domain-containing protein 1-like. Gene Ontology annotation, cellular component: mitochondrion. The coding region runs from base 172 to 828 and encodes 218 amino acids. Gene Ontology annotation, molecular function: acetylpyruvate hydrolase activity. The record is from RefSeq and is a predicted model, not a curated record. The transcript is spliced from 3 exons. NCBI's taxonomy places the organism in Eukaryota, Metazoa, Mollusca, Bivalvia, Ostreida, Ostreidae.
AAGGUAACGUUUAUAAGUAAUUUUAGUUAUAAAGGAAAGUCUUCAAAUUAUUACGUUUACGUUUUGGAAUAGACAAGUUCUAUUCCUUGAUCCUUAUCUUUGAUAGAGACCGUCUGUUGAAUUGAUAAAGCUGGCCUAAAUCUUAUCACAAUCACUUAAACAGAAUUGAAUAUGUCUGAAAAUUACAGAAAUUUCAAAGAAAAUGGCAAGAAAAUCAUUGCUGUGUGCAGAAAUUACAAAGGACUGGUAGCAGCGCAAGGAAUACAAAAUCCGGAAAAACCAAUUCUCUUUAUGAAACCGACUUCCGCUUACAUAUCCGAGGGACAAGAUAUAAAGAUCCCUCUUGGGUGUAAAUUGUUAUAUCAUGAAGUGGAACUCGGAGUUGUUAUCAGUAAAAGAUGUUCAAACAUCUCGCCAUCUGAUGCUUCAGAUUACAUUGGCGGAUUCUUGCUGGCACUCGAUAUGACGGCAAAAGACUUCCACAUCGAAGCUAAAGAAAAAUCGAGGCCUUGGUUCCUCUGUAAAGGCUUUGACACGUCGUGUCCCGCAAGCGGCUUCAUUGACAAGGAAAAACUAUCAAAUUAUAGCGAUACACGCCUGUGGCUCAAAGUUGACGGAGUUACGAAGCAAAAUUGCAGCACCUCGGAUAUGAUUUUUUCUGUUCCCGAAAUAAUCUCUUACGUCAGCAAGUACUUUACACUAGAGGUGGGUGACGUCAUUUUGACGGGAACACCGGCCGGAUCCGGCCCCGUGCAUGCCGGUCAGACUAUUGAAUGUGGUCUGGCUGAUAUUGCGACAAUGAAAUUUGCUGUUGUAGAAAUUAACUAGAGCCAUUUUGAAAUAUCUUUAUGACCUUUUUUAUCAUUAAUAAAUACAUGUACUUGUGAUUUACAGAUAUCGUAAAUCAAUUUGGGUAGAUAUGGACAUAGUUAAUAGAAAGCAAUAAGAACAUUGUUAGUUUUCAAUACAAUUUUUAAAAAAUAUUGUCAUAAAGAAAUUGUUGACUUACUGGGUGUGAAGCAAUUGUUGGUUUCUAAAAUCGAUUUUUCAAUAAAAAGUAAAACCAAAAAUUA